GAGCCCACGACCAAAACCAUGUCUCAUAGCAAUACGGCAAAAACCCUAUAAAAUCGUUAGAUUGUAUGAUUCUGAACCCGACUAGGUGUGUAGUAACGGUCGAAAGUGUAGCAACUGCGUGGGAGGCCAUUUCUGCUGUGUCAAAAAAAAAGGCAGUCGGUAUUAUAGCAAUACGUCUGAUAGUGAAAAUGUACAUAGAUUUUAUAAUUGUAUUACGAAAAAGUUUGUUUUCAGACAUUUUGCGCGUAGCACAUAGCCUGAGCGCAUUUUUGAAAAUGUCAACAAAUUUAGCCGACCUGUAUCAUAGCAAUACGGAUAAUUUUUUUUUUAACUUUUCGUAUUGCUGCCAUGAUUACCAAAAACCUGUUUUCAGACACUUUAAGUGUAGCAUAUACUCCCAUGGAUGGUAUGAAGACGAGGGACGAUUUCAGUUUUCGUGGUUCUCUGGCAACCAACUACCUGAGUUGAGCAACGUUAUUUUGGACGACAAAUCAUCAUCCACAACAGAAGAGGACGUUGAAGAUCUCCCGAGCGACGUCGAGAGUGAUUUCGAAGACGACGAUUCCGAAUCCGACAGCGAUUGAAUACGAGAAUAUUUUGUAACUUUGAACAAACCGUUUUUUUUUCAACUUCAUCCCAGUUUCCUUUUGUGCGAUUUAUUUCAGUCCUUCAACUUCAAUGUUACGGUUUCGGGUAAAUUCUUUGUUAAUUAUCAUCUAAUAAAUUCAGGGUCGCAACGUAUUCAUUGGUUUGUAACAGAGAAUUCAAGAUGCCUCAAUACGAUUUUUAAAUGAUAUCUGAGUAUCGAAAAGUUGUCUGAUAGAGAAGGUGCUACACUUAAUUUGUCUGAUAUAAUUUUUUUGCACAUGUGGACAACUUAUUUUAUCAUGUCCAACAAUUUUCAGACAUAUUGCUAUGAUACCGAUCGGUAAAAUUUGUUAACAUUUUCAAAACGGUCUCAAAAUUUAAUGCGUUCACAUUUCCGUCUGAAAAUUGUUUUGUUCGCAUCAAAUAACCAAAAUUUACUAAUAAAAAAGAUUUUCAGACGUAUUGCUAUGAGACAUUUUUUUUGUCUCAUUUUUAAUUUUUUUAAGUGAUUUUACGGGUUUGCGCUACACCACUAACGUCUGAAAAAUAUGUUUCCGGUAUCUCAGAACUAUCAUUCAACUACAGUCUGCAAAUCAGACAUAUUGCUAUGAUGCAGUUCGGUAAAAUUCUUUGACAAUUUUGAAAAUUCGGUCAGA
Leguminivora glycinivorella is the source of this 1244-nucleotide messenger RNA. RefSeq lists its product as uncharacterized. NCBI's taxonomy places the organism in Eukaryota, Metazoa, Arthropoda, Insecta, Lepidoptera, Tortricidae. Bases 66 to 584 code for a protein of 172 amino acids. The record is from RefSeq and is a predicted model, not a curated record. The transcript has 2 exons.